UUCUCUUUAAAUAUUACUAUGCCGGAAACGUAAAAUGUUGUAAUUCAGUGCAGUCUUAAAGAUAGACCUUUCCAUUGGGUAUGGUGAGGCUGCACGAUGAAUUCCACGACGACGUUCGAGUACACCGACUCGCCUUUCUUGGGUCGACAUAACACAGCAGUCAGCAAAGCGGACUUACUUGAAGGCGACUUCGAACUCACGCAGUUCAAGUUAGCGGCCCCAUCAGAUCGCACGCAAGAAAUCCGCGAAAUCAUCCAAGACGGGAAAGUAGCCGAAUUGAAAGAUUAUCUGUCGGAGAAUAAGAACGUUAAGCUGAUAAACGAUUUGGAUGACCAUGGUUUCUCUCUGCUACAUCUAUCAGCGCGAUGGAAUCGAGUCGAGAUGACACGAAUAUUGAUCGAUCAUGGAGCUGAAGUCGACAUUCGUUUAAAAAAUUCAUCAACACCCUUACAUGUUGCCGCGAGGUUUAACUGCCCUGAAGUUGCUGAAGUUCUCCUCAGUUCCGGCGCCCGCCCAUCACUAGUUGACUCUUUGAACAACAACGCCCUGCAUCACGCAGUGCGAAGACGCAAUAAAGAAAUGGUGUACAUGCUGGUGCGAGACACAGAUAUCGACGUAAACACCAAGACACAGGUUGGGCUGACUGCCUUGCAUCUAGUCUGCAUCAACGGUGAUAAAGAAAUUUGCCAAACCUUGCUGCGUCACGGGGCGGACAUUACAGCGAAGACCGCUGAACUUAGCACCCCAUUGCAAGUUGCUAUAUUCAGUUGUAACACAAGUCUUGCGGAGAUGCUGAUUAAACAAGCUUCAUCGCAACUCCUUGAUGUUAAAGAAUUUCUCAAUGAGCCUGAUGUGGACCAGGAUUGCGCUUUGCAUUUGGCGGCGGAAAGUAGAAACGUGAAGUCGGUGGAACUGUGUUUAAAAUACGGCGCUAACGUCAACGCUCAGAGAAGUAGCUUGAUGACACCCCUUCAUAUUGCAUCAAUGAGAGGUGACCUAGAGAUAGUGAAAAUUCUGUGUGGAAAAGGAGCUGACAUACACAUAAAAGACAACGAGAAGAAAACUUCAUUACAUAGGGCAGCCUAUGAGAAUCGUACCGAGGUUAUCAAGUUCCUCAUCAGUUUGGGCGCCCCACUUGACAGUAAAGCCAAUGACAAUCGCACGCCUUUCCUAGAGGCAGUGGUUGCUGGCAGUGUGGAAAGCGCUCGGCUCCUCCUUGAUUCUGGUGCAGACGCGUUCGCUAGCACGUCAGAAAUGAAGAACUGCCUACAUCUGGCGGUCGACAAUGGCCAUCUGGAAAUGGUACAACUUCUUCUGGAGAAUAAGAAAGCUAAAGAAAAUCUAUACAAGUCAGACACAUUUGAACGAGUUCCUCUUCACAAUGCAGCUAUUUAUCCUGAUAUUAAGAUUCUGGAACUCCUAUUAACUAAGUAUUCCCGAGCGUGUUUUCAAGACCAACUUCAGCAGACACCACUUCAUCUUUCUGCUCAAAGCGGCCGAUUCGCACAUAUCGAGGCCUUGGGUAGAGCCAUGGCCGGCAUCAAUGAAAGAGAUGAUGAUGGAAUGACACCCAUUCACUUAGCGGCAAUGAAAGGAAACAGGAAGGCCUGUCAGGUACUUGUUCGCCUCGGUGCUGAUGUCAACGCGAGGGACAACGAUCGCUGGUCACCUUUGAUGUGGGCAGCGAGAUCAGGAUGUGAAAAAACCUCCCAGGAGCUCAUAAAAAAGAAAGCUGUUCUUGAUCACUUCAACAAUUCGGGAAACACUCCUUUGCACAUUGCAUCAUCGUAUGGCAAUGUCAGAGUGAUGGAACUGCUGUUAAGUUCUGGUGCCAAGGUGUGCGUGCAAAAUAAUCUGGGGCAGACAUGUCUAGAUGUGGCAGUGCGUUCUGGUGCAGGUGAUGUGGCUCUAAUGAUGGCUCAGCACCGAAGAUGGCGAGAAAUUCUGGAUUGUCGCAGCCCAAACCACAACUCACCCAUGAAAAUAUUGAUAGAACAUUUCCCUGAGGCUGCCAGUCUUGUCAUGGAUCAUUGUAUCAAACGCUCGUCUCACAUUCGAACAGAUCCGAACUACACAGAGUCUUACGAUUUCCAUCUUCUCGACCCGGGUCCUGAUGACGAGGCAGACCUAAAUGGAAACCGUUUCUUCGGUCCCAAGACGAUGGUAAAAUUUAACCGUGAAGAUCUUCUUCUGCAUCCCCUAACGCAGAAACUAUUAGAUGUAAAAUGGGCUUCAUUCGGAAGAUAUAUAUACUACUUCAAUCUCAUAGCCUAUUUGGUAUUCCUGAUAACGUAUACCAUAUUCAUUGUCACGGAAAGAGAAGCUCAAGAUUUCAAUCCACGUAAAAGCGAGAAUGGAACUGAGAAAGUAAAAGCGUCAGAGAUUUUUACCAGGGCAACUGCUUUUAAUGGGGCGGUGUUGUUCGUCGCUUUGAUAUUUGCAGCUGUCCACAUUGCCAAAGAAAUUUUUCAGCUCUUCGUCCAAAGGCGUCGUUACUUCACCGACGCUUCAAACAUGACAGAAUGGGCUCUGUACUUGUCAACACUCCUUUUCAUAUUGCCUUACUUAUUGAGACCCGAAGAAUUAGACGAAUCUCUCGGCAGCUUCAAAAAUCCACGGAAUUUAUGGAUUGCUGGAAUUAUCUCCAUCUUCCUGUGCUACGUUAAUGUGAUUUUAUUCCUGAGACGAUUUCAACCUUUUGGAAUUUACGUUUCUAUGUUUUUAGAGGUCUUCAAGACAGUGGCAAGAGUGUUUGUGGUCUUCUUCAUAUUCAUCAUUGCAUUCGCCAUAGUCUUCUUUAUCCUCUUUAAAGAGCAGGAAUCGUUUAGUACACUUGGGUUGUCCAUCGUCAAAGUGUCCGUUAUGAUGGUGGGGGAGUUUGAGUACGAUACUGCGUUCAUAAGUAGCAUCGACGCCAGUAAUGACGAAACAAGAAAUCCUCUGAAUCCAUUUCCAGAGAUAGCACUCAUCUUCAUGUUCGCCUUUCUCUUCCUAAUGGCGAUUAUACUUAUGAACCUCCUGGUUGGUUUAGCGGUGGGUGAUAUCGAAUCUGUGCAAAGGACCGCCACCCUUCAGCGCAUGGCAAUGCAGGUUUCCUUUGUGGCCGAAGUCGAAAACAAGUACCCAAGAUUUAUUACGCGUAGAAUUUACAAGCCAUCACUGGAGAUAAAACCAAACGUAUAUAGAGGCAAAUUUAAGAGAUUUCACGCCUGGUUGAAAGGCCAAGGGAGACUUUUCGACGAAUCCUCAUCCUUAACGUCUUCAGCAGCGAUGACAGAAACGACCAUAUCCGACAUUCAACAGCAAGUAAGCAAGACAAAGAAACGUGUGAAGACCUUGAUACGAACAGUGGAACUUCAAAAUCGACUGUUAGCGACCAUCGCCAGACAAAUGAAUUUAAAUGUCGAAAUGGACGACUUGAAUGUUGGACACUGGGUAAAGCCGCAAUCGACAUAUGACGAGAAAAGUGAGGAGGAAAAAGACGACACUGUAUAUCAUUUGGCAAGACUGUAGCCUGUCAAGCGCUUUGCUAGUGAUGAAUAAAUCAGUGCUUCAAAAUAAUCGUUUUAAUGCUCUAAUCCACCUGCACGGAAUUGACACAUUUCCCGAUUCUGAAAGGUGGUAGUUUAUUUAGCCUGGUGCAAACAGCGGAUGAGAGAUAGGUCUGAUUUAGAAAGCCUUCCCCCAAUCUUGAGACGUAAUAAAAUAAUUACAUAUUUUCCAUU
This is a messenger RNA of Pocillopora verrucosa, 3725 nucleotides long. RefSeq names its product transient receptor potential cation channel subfamily A member 1. NCBI's taxonomy places the organism in Eukaryota, Metazoa, Cnidaria, Anthozoa, Scleractinia, Pocilloporidae. Gene Ontology annotation, molecular function: protein binding; monoatomic ion channel activity. Gene Ontology annotation, cellular component: membrane. Gene Ontology annotation, biological process: transmembrane transport; monoatomic ion transport. The record is from RefSeq and is a predicted model, not a curated record.